Molecule: messenger RNA, 1662 nt
Organism: Alexandromys fortis (reed vole)
Lineage: Eukaryota; Metazoa; Chordata; Mammalia; Rodentia; Cricetidae
Gene: Polr2c
Product: RNA polymerase II subunit C
Exons: 9
Coding region: 53-880 (275 amino acids)
Biological process (GO): DNA-templated transcription
Cellular component (GO): RNA polymerase II, core complex
Molecular function (GO): DNA binding; protein dimerization activity
Source: RefSeq, a predicted model, not a curated record
GACCGCGCAGGCGCGGCGCGGGACCGGCGCGGGAGGCUGGCAGCAGGUCGCGAUGCCGUACGCCAACCAGCCCACCGUGCGGAUCACGGAACUCACCGAAGAGAACGUCAAGUUCAUUAUCGAGAACACGGACCUGGCGGUGGCCAAUUCCAUUCGGAGGGUCUUCAUCGCCGAGGUGCCCAUAAUAGCCAUCGAUUGGGUUCAGAUUGAUGCCAAUUCCUCUGUCCUUCAUGAUGAGUUCAUUGCUCACAGGCUUGGAUUGAUCCCCCUCACUAGUGAUGACAUUGUGGACAAACUGCAGUACUCCCGGGACUGCACGUGCGAAGAGUUCUGCCCUGAGUGCUCCGUGGAAUUCACUCUUGACGUGAGGUGCAAUGAAGACCAGACUCGCCACGUUACCUCUCGGGAUCUCAUCUCCAACAGCCCUCGGGUUAUUCCGGUGACAUCCCGGAACCGGGAUAAUGACCCCAAUGACUAUGUGGAGCAGGAUGACAUCCUUAUUGUCAAGCUGAGGAAGGGCCAGGAGCUGAGACUUCGAGCUUAUGCCAAGAAGGGCUUUGGCAAGGAACAUGCCAAGUGGAACCCUACUGCAGGGGUGGCUUUUGAAUAUGACCCAGACAACGCACUUAGGCACACGGUGUAUCCCAAGCCCGAGGAAUGGCCAAAGAGCGAGUACUCCGAGCUUGAUGAGGAUGAGUCUCAGGCUCCCUAUGACCCCAAUGGCAAGCCAGAGAGGUUUUACUACAAUGUGGAGUCCUGUGGCUCACUGCGCCCUGAAACCAUUGUCCUCUCAGCCCUCUCUGGGUUAAAGAAGAAGCUGAGUGACUUACAGACUCAGCUAAGUCAUGAGAUCCAGAGUGACAUGCUCACCAUAAACUAGCCGCAGCUUGCCCGCUGCAGAAGACUAGGUUCAAGGUGACCACUGGACUUCAGGUCUUGAGAAGCUUUCUGGUUUCAAGGCUCUGGACUGCAGUUGCACAAGCUUCCCGGAGAGAUUGCCAGGGUUCCGCUGGUAUUAGGCAAGGCAGUUUUUCACUAGGCAUUUAGCAUCCCUGGCCUACCUUGUUGAUCACUGUGGUAUUCCUCAGAACCCCAGACAUCCCUUCCAACCUGUUUCCUAGCUCACUAGCAAUAGGGGCCCUAUUGCUUCCUAGUUGAGAGCCACUGACUUAGAUACCUGGUCAGUCCAGCUGUUAAAAUCUCUGUCCAGGGAGAGGAGCUUUCACAGCCUACUUGGCUUCUGGUGUUGGGACUGAGUAUUAGGACCUUCAUUGAAGCAGGCCGUGGCCUUUCAAGUCUUCCCAGGGUCAGGGUCUGGGCCAGCUUACUGGUGUCCCUAAGCUGAGAUGUCACCCUUUGGGACUAGUAUUAGAUCCUGGCCAUCCUCUCUGUCCACAGGUAAACUUGCUGUUUUAUUCUCUGACCUGACUUUGGGGUGGGGGGGGACAGGCCCCUCCCACAUUUCCUUUCUCUUCAGUGAAGUUCAGGCUCUGCCCUAAGCAGGUCUCCAGAUAGGAACAAAUCUGCCCACCAUGGUUUUCAGGCAGCCUUGGGAGAAGCCCACACCAGCACAGAAAGGAAAGGAUAUUUAUUGAUCAACAAUAGUUGUCUUUUUACAAGUUUUUAUUUUUGGCAAUAAAGAGCACAACAUAAUCUCCUUCA